AACAACAAGAAGAAGAAUAGCAGGAACAAWAGCAAACGUUUGGUGAAACCGUGCGUCUACUGAGCUCUUUCUUCUUCAGUCCUUUUCGGAUUAAAAAAAAUGCCUAUGAGGAAAUGUAUUUUCGGAUGCCAAGGAGACGACCCUCUUUUUAAACUUCCCAACGAUGACAAUGUUCUUAAAAAAUGGUUGGACUUCAUCUUUGGAUGUAACUUACGUAAGAUUAAAAAACAUGUAUUUAUUUGCGCGAGCCACUUUACGGAUGACUGCUUCCUGAACAARAGGGAAUUUAACAGAGGACUGAUAACAAGACUGUCGCUGAAAGACGAUGCUGUUCCGACACUGAAAAGGACGCCGACACCACCGCCGUGUGUUCAGGCUUCACCUGCGACCACAAGCUCUGCUUUGGAAAAUACUGCAACUUCAUAUAUUAAAACAAGAUCAGUGUCUACACAGUUGUCAGCUGGAACGUUGAGGUCUCAACACUACCGGAGUAAAGGUGUACAAGCUACAGUUGAGCUUACAAGCAGAGGCACAGACCCGUGUUUACCACAGAUUUUAUCAACAUCUGCAAAAAAACGACCUCGCCUGGAAUUCGAGGAGGAAGAAGAUGAUGUCAACAUGUCUGUUACUGGAUCACAGGAUUCAACCCAUGAACCAGAAGAUACUGUCACACACCCGUCUGACCAGAUGGACACGGAGUCACCAUCCGAGUUUGAAGAUGCAAAAUUCAUUGUAUUUGAAAGUGCCCUCAAAGAGCUGUUUGAGAACUGCCCUGUCUGCAAGAGACACUGUAUAGUGGACCAGAGCCGAUGUGGAACCUUUGUUGCUUUCAAGCAGGACUGUCCUCAUUGUUCGUUCACUCGAAAGUGGCAGAGCCAGCCAAUGAGGGGCAAUUUACCGCAGGGUAAUCUGGAGUUGUCAGCAGCGGUGUAUUUCAACGGAGGAUCAUUUUCUAAAAUUGAAAAGAUUUGCAACACCAUAAACCUCAAGGUGCACAACAAUACUACGUUUAAGAGCCAUGCACGUAACCUCUUGGAACCAGCCAUUUACCACAAAUGGACUGUGGAUCAGGGCAAAGUGUUGGAAGAAAUGAAGAGUAAAGGGAAAAUAGCCGUUACUGGAGAUAUGAGGGUGGACUCGCCAGGGAACUCAGCCAAAUUUGGGAGCUACACAAUAAUGGAGUGUGAAAACAACAAGGUCCUUGACAUUCAACUUGUGCAGAGUAACGAAGUUGGCGGCAGUGUGAAUAUGGAGAAAGAGGGACUGAAGCGGAGUCUUGAUCUGCUGGAGUCCAAGUCGGUACAACUGGACUACAUUGUGACAAACAAACAUCUUCAAGUACAGAAGCAUCUGAGCGAGAGAGAAGUGACGCACUAUUAUGACGUUUGGAAUGUGGUAAAAGUCUUGUCAAAGAAAAUGGAACGUUUGGCCAAACAAAAGGAUUGCAAGAUGUUAAAGAAAUGGGUGCCUGGAAUAAAAAGCCACAUGUACUGGACCGCGUAUUCAUCUACAACUGGACCAGAGAAAGUGGCCAAGUGGAAGUCUGUGGUGAACCAUAUACAGAAUGUCCACGAGCACGAUGAUCCUUUGUUCCCAAAAUGUCUUCAUCCAAUCAGAGCAUCCACGGAUCCAAAUAAGUGGUUCAAACCAGGCACUGUGGCCUUGCAUAGAAUUGAGAAAAUGCUCCUCAACAGAAAGAUCCUGAAAGAUGUUUACAAACUGAGCUCUAACCAACACACAUCAUCAUUCGAGUCAUUCCACAGCCUGAUUCGGCGCUUUACACCCAAGAAUAUGACUUUCCCGUUCAUCGGAAGGCUGUGCCGACUGUAUCUGGCUGCUAUGCACCACAAUGAAAACUCAAAACCAGAGCAGGCUGCUGCAAAUGGGAAACACAUGUUGAAAUUACUGUUUCCAAAGUCAUCAAAGGGACGUGCUACUGCAAGACGCAUCAAAACAAACGCCACAUAUGGAUACCGGAGUGACCUGAUGCGUCUGGUUUUCAACACGGUAGUUGUUGACCCACUGAAGUWUCAGACGGAGCUGCAGAAGGUGUCUGCCCCCCCGAACCUCUGUCAUGUCAUGUCUGACAUGCCUGCAAUGGAGGAUGACCCAGACAACAACAUUUAAUCCUGUGAUGCCUGGAAGUCAACAGRCCUGAAGUCAACAGGGAUCUGUGAAUUCCUGACGAGUCCGCAGAACAGAACACGACAGCAUUACAACCAUUAGUCUGGCUCCAAGGAAUUCUCAGUACCAACUAACAAAUCUGAAACAUCUGGAAUUAUAAGAAAUUGUAAAUAUUACUACUAAUUUGUUUGUACUAGUUUGUGUAUUUUAAAACUUUUGUUUGUUUCUAUUUUUGAAUACUURCACUUCUUCUCUGGACAGGUCCAUAAUCUGCUCUGUUUAUAUUUGUUGAUAUUUGUAGGACAUGGAUUCAAACAGUUCACACAAUGGAACAAAUUUCUAGAUGAUUUAUGGCUAAAACUCUUGUUUGAGUCAAUUUUGAAAGAUGUUUAACAUUUUAUAUAUCAAAGAAGAAGGGCUGUGGGAUCUUGCAGAAAACCUUUUUAACUUUGGCUGUCAUAGAGACACCUGUGAGAAUAAAAUUUGCUUUACAAAUAA
Messenger RNA from Austrofundulus limnaeus, 2622 nucleotides. RefSeq lists its product as uncharacterized. NCBI's taxonomy places the organism in Eukaryota, Metazoa, Chordata, Actinopteri, Cyprinodontiformes, Rivulidae. The record is from RefSeq and is a predicted model, not a curated record. The coding region runs from base 100 to 2127 and encodes 675 amino acids. The transcript has 11 exons.